Molecule: messenger RNA, 2201 nt
Organism: Gavia stellata (red-throated loon)
Lineage: Eukaryota; Metazoa; Chordata; Aves; Gaviiformes; Gaviidae
Gene: AADAT
Product: aminoadipate aminotransferase
Exons: 14
Coding region: 37-1314 (425 amino acids)
Biological process (GO): biosynthetic process
Molecular function (GO): pyridoxal phosphate binding; L-kynurenine:2-oxoglutarate transaminase activity
Source: RefSeq, a predicted model, not a curated record
CCGCCGCUGCUGCUGGCUCCGCGCCGUCCUGCCGAUAUGAAUUACUCUCGAUUCAUCACCACUGUGAGUGCAGCAAGAAAAGCAUCUCCGAUAAGACUUCUGACUGAAUUGAUGCAGAAGUCUCCUCCAUCUCUCAUCUCUCUGGCUGGAGGGGCACCAAACCCUAAUGUUUUUCCGUUUAAGAGGGCCACUGUUGCCGUUGGACAUGGAACUGCUGUUGAGAUUGGCGAAGAUCUGAUGAAGAGAGCUCUCCAGUACUCAGCCUCAGCAGGGAUUCCAGAGCUGUUGUCUUGGCUAAAGGAUUUCCAGCGGAAUCUACAUAAUCCCCCCACAGCCAACUACAGUCCUGAGCAAGGACAAAUGGAAGUGUGUGUCACAACCGGCAGCCAGGAAGGCUUGUGUAAAGUGUUUGAAAUGCUCAUUAAUCCUGGGGACAACAUCCUUUUGGAUGCACCUACAUACUCUGGGACACUAGCAGCUCUGAGACCUUUGGGUUGUAACAUAAUUAAUGUUCCUAGUGACCAACAUGGCAUUAUUCCAAAAGCUCUAAAAGAAAUUCUAUCUACGUGGAGCUCAGAAGAUGUAAAAAAUCGUAGCCGCCACCUCCCCAAAUUCCUCUACACUAUUCCAAAUGGCUGCAACCCAACUGGAAACUCUCUGACCACAGAGCGCAAGAAGGAGAUUUACCAGCUUGCAAGAAAAUAUGAUUUCCUCAUAAUAGAAGAUGAUCCUUACUACUUUCUUCAGUUUGAAAAGCCAUGGGCUCCAACUUUCCUCUCAAUGGAUGUGGAUGGCCGAGUUAUCAGGACUGACUCUUUCUCUAAAAUUCUCUCAUCUGGGUUAAGAAUAGGUUUUCUGACAGGUCCCAAGCCUCUUAUCGACAGAGUUGUUCUACACAUUCAGGUUUCAACAAUGCACACCAGCACUUUCACACAGAUUAUGAUAUCACAGCUGCUUCAGCAAUGGGGAGAAAGGGGCUUUUUGGAGCAUAUAGACAGAGUGGUGGAGUUCUACAGGACCCAGCGGGAUGCAAUGCUUAUUGCUGCUGACAAGUGGUUAAAAGACUUGGCAGAAUGGUACCCUCCUGCUGCUGGCAUGUUCUUAUGGAUCAAAAUUAAGGGUGUUUCUGAUACACAGCAGCUGAUCAUGGAAAAAGCUCUGCAGAAAGAAGUGUUACUGGUUCCUGGAGGAGCAUUCAAUAUCGAUAGUUCAGAGCCUAGUUCUUAUGUCAGAGCCUCCUUCUCUCUGUCUUCUCCAGCCCAGAUGGAUCUGGCCUUCAAGAGACUGGCUGACCUUAUAAAAGAAGCUUUGUGAAAAAGCUAAAUGGAGCUCUUGCAGCAAUCAAAAUUGUCUCCAGAAAAUAUUUAUUAACAUUUUGAUUUCAUCAGAACACUUUGAAAGUGAGCACAAUACAGUGGAUGUUUCCUUAGAUUGUUUCAGCUAAAAAAAGCCAAAAAUGAAAGAUCGAAAACCAAUUUGCUUAAUUUUUUUGGUGGGAUAUUGCAUGACUAAAUUUAUUCCAAUUCAGAAACAUUUAAAAUACUCAAAACCAAAAUGUUCUGUUUCCCGUCAAAUCCAUGGUUUUGUUAGAUUUGAAUUGAUUUUUAUUCUGGCUUUUGUUCUCCAUUUGGGUUGGGAAACAGGGAAAUCAGUUAUUUAAGAAGUUGCACUGCAGAUGAUCUUAGCCAUUAUUACUUAAUCUCAGCUGAUCCAUUCCUCUAACACCUUAUGUUGGGAUUGUUUUUGUGUGUCACUUUCCUUCUUGUCCUGCUGUAUGGCAUCUGGUUUUGCAGAUUCAAAGAUCAGUAUUUAAUUUUACUAAAGUUAUGUCAGAUCAAACUGAUGUAAGGGUGUUAAAAAAUUGAAACUGAUCCAGCAAAAUUAGGCUAUGAUUACAAAUAGAACUAUUUGGCCUAAGGUCCCUUGCAAUUUGCGUGGGUUUUGCAGCUCAUUCUCUAACUCAUAAAAGGUUUUCUGAUUGCUGACUUCCACUUCAGUCUGUGAAUAAUUACUCUGUACCUGUGUAUGUUAGAAAAUCUCUGAUAUGCAAAGGCAUGUGGAUGUGUAAUAGAACUGCUCUCUGCUCUGUUAAUCAGAUGUGGUUUUGAACAGAGAGCAUAAGUAACUGAACAGGGGACAUAGUGGAAUGGACAAUACCGUGACACUGCCAGAUGUACAAAGCAAGCAAAAUGAAAAAAUAA